Diachasma alloeum is the source of this 8701-nucleotide messenger RNA. RefSeq lists its product as uncharacterized. Gene Ontology annotation, cellular component: plasma membrane; apical junction complex. The coding region runs from base 198 to 6935 and encodes 2245 amino acids. The transcript is spliced from 12 exons. Lineage: Eukaryota; Metazoa; Arthropoda; Insecta; Hymenoptera; Braconidae. The record is from RefSeq and is a predicted model, not a curated record. Gene Ontology annotation, biological process: cell-cell junction organization.
ACGUGUAAUGCGCCCUGACAGUGGAGCUGAGAGCACGUUGAAUACGCACGAAAGAGGAUGAAGCCCCUCGUGAAAAGGCGGAAAGGGGGUUCACAGUUCGACGGAGCGGUUAACGACCGGGAAACGAAAAAACCGACGUGGUUCGGUCAUCCCGGGUACGUCAACGCUUACAAGGUGCAACACGUGUGUUACAAAAGAUGAGUGAAAUACCAUUAAAUACUGAUAAAACCAUUGAUGAAGACGGUUACGAUGGGGAUGUGGUGGCGAGUAGUGCUACCCGGGAGGUGAAACAAAUGGAACAACUGGUGCCAGAUUCAUUGAUUGAUGCUGAUGGUACUGAUGAUAUGGAUCUUGUAAAUGCUCCGAAUCCCUGGCUUCCUGCCUAUGGCUUCCAGAUACAACAUCAGCACGCCAACUUUCAGCCGACACACGAGGAUCAACGAACCAAUGAUGUCAAUUUGGUACAACAAGUUGAUUUUCUGGAGACCAUCCUCGAGGAAACUUCGGAUGAUUUGCAGAGUGAUUCUGAUCGCAGUGGCACCACCUAUUGGCUUGGCUCUGACUCCGAGACCGAAAGUGUCAUUCACAUAAAAUCCAAUCAAAGAGUAGCAGAAGAUCGACCCGAUGGAAGUGGAAGUGAGUGCAACUCCGUAGUACCAAAGAAGCGUCGACGUAGAAACGGUGCUGGUGACAGUGAUUCUUAUGUCCAUCUCAGUGAGUGGGCCUCACCACGCUCAUCAAGAUCUUCAGCAUCAUCACGCUCGUCAAAAUCUUCACGUUCAUCCUCACUCAUCCAAUUUGAAACACUCGAGAGAACCUGUGCAACAGUAUCACCAUCUGGCUACAGUUACGAUUCUCUCGAGUAUUCGAAUCGUUCGAAUUCCCAUUUCGAGAAUACAUCACCAGACAGCCUUGAGGAGGAAAACGAUACAGACGAUACAGACGAUACAGAGGAUGAUGACGAUCGAACAUUAACUAAUGUCAAAAGGCCCUCAUUUGGCCUCAGUAAUUCCCACUUGGAAUUGCCAAAGAUACGUCCCUAUCGUAGUUUCGAGAGUCUCCGAACAAGUGAACCAUUUGAACACGAUAUUGGCCAUGGCUUUAUGUUUUCUAAAACGACAAGCAACGAUCUCAGUGAGCGUGGUCGACGCUCUACUGUCAAGAGCAAUAACUAUUGGUACGGCCAAUACAACGAGAAUUACGAUUAUGAGGAAGACUCAGAGGAUUUAGAUGAUGAUGAUGAUGAUGACGGUGGUGGUGGUGGCUAUCACUAUACAAAUGCUUUUAAUGAGCACCGAGGCUUCCUAACAUUCUCUAACACCAUCAACAGUGGAUAUUCCACUUCGUUGGACUUUAGAAGUACCAUCGAUCUCCGAGAAAUUGGUCUUGAAUCAAAGCAUGAAACAAUACUGGACCUGGCUCGCUCGCAGAUGGGUUCGUCCACGGGUCUACUUCACCCUAAACUAAAUAUAACUGACAAUAUGGCGUCAGGAAUCGCAUCCGGCCAAUAUGAUCAGCAUCAACGAGGGUGGAGCAACUCUCAAACACACGGUUUUAAUUUUAGAAUGACUAACAAGUCACGCAGUGUGCCCGGUCUUACCAGUCUUGCCAGUAGCAUCGACGUAUCAGCUUCACUAUUGUCACGUUACAAUCGCAAUUACGAUAACCAUUAUAAUUUUCCAUCAUCAUUGAAUUUAUCAUUUGAUAAUUAUACGCGAGUUGCUAGUGUUCCAGUGAAUCUCAAUCUUUGUGGUACUAAUAAUGUCACUCAAGUUGAUGAGACAACGGCUCUGAACAAUCACGAAAUGGCCGACGAAACGAUGAGUGUUAAUGAGAGCACCAGCGCAGAUCAGGUGACCAACUCGAGAGAAUUACCAAAACGAACGUCCUCGGUUAGGACGCAAAAGCUAUUAUUAGAUAAUCAGCAGGAUCAUCUGCAGGAUUUACAAAUUGAAAAUAAUGUAGAGCCAUGUGUUAUUGCCAGUACUCUGGAGAACGAUCUUCACGAAAACGACAUAACAAUGGAAAAUGAAAUUUCACCAGCCAAUGAAACAAUGAUUAAUAGUGAUAUAAAUGCCAAGGUUUUAACAGUCAAAACCCAAGAUCACGGUAAUCAUGUAUUGGAAAUGGCAAUGGCCAUGGAAAAUGACAUUGAUUCAGUUGUCGAUAAAGCAAUAAAACAGUUGAAACGCCAAGUUGAGGAGGCAACAAAUUCAGCUGAUAAUAUAACAUUUGGUAAAGAUAAACCGCGACAAAGAAAGAUUAAAAACAAUGCGAGUUACGAAUUGGCGCAACAAUGGCAAGUGGACGAAGAAAAUUUCCAGUGUAGAAUGACAAGUUUUAUCGAAGAUGAGGCCAAUGAGUCAUCUCCACCGAAUUCACCAACUAGACGACGUGUACAUAAUAACGCUAGUUACGAAUUGGCACAACAAUCGGAUUAUAUAAAAGCCUUACAAUCAAUGUCUAGGCCCUUUGAACGCAUGGAUGCUUGCGAUGAAUUGCCAGAAUUCUCAUCGAGCAAUUCAAGUCAACCACCACGUAAUAUUGCCACCACUGUGGUUGACAAUGACAAUCGUUCGGUGCAUGAAAGAGACACAACCAACAAUUAUUCACCACUGCCAAACUAUGUUAGACAAGAGGAGUCACAUGAGCAACGAGUACAACAUGACAGUAUAAUUGAUCAGAUAAAAAAAAACUCGAAAAUAUUUUCAACUUAUGGAGAAGGUGCUAGUGUCAGUGGUGGUAUUAAUAUAGAUGAUGAAGUAGAUUUACCUUGCUUGGAAACGAAACCCAUAGAUGGUGAAAUAAAUGUUAAUAAUUAUGUACGACGAAAAAUAGAUGAGGAGACGAGCAGAACAAGUAUGGAGAAUGAUGUGCCAGAGAGAGUUACAUUGUCAUUUUUGAGCGAUUUUUAUCCAGAACAGAGUAAUCAGGUUUUAUCAAAAAUGAACAGUGAUGACAGUAAAAUUAGUAUAUUUAAAAAUGAAGUAACUACGAAUGGUGAUGAUGAUGUUGGUGGUGGUGGUGGUGGUAGUGGUGGAGGUGUUAUGCCUGGAGAACGUUUAUGGAGGGUAGUGGUAGAGCAAGAGAACUCGAUGUUUGGUGCCAAUGGGUGGGGAAGAGAACAAGAGGUGGAUAGCAUGGAGAAGGAGAAAGAGGAGGAAGAGGCAGUAGUAGUGGGAAGCCAACGUCUGGCGGUAGAUGAUACGAGUCAAGGCAGUGUACACACUGCGGUGUCCAUACCCAGUAAUAGUGUAUCGGUUCCAACAAGUGAAGAAAAUACGGAUAAUACAACAUUGACAGUUGAAUCCCACAAAUCAGGUGGUCCAUCAUCGUUGCAAAAAAGUACAGAUAAGUGUGGUGAAAUGUCAUCAAUGGCUGCUAAAAGACUGGCAAUGGGCCCAAUGCAAUCAUCCAGUCCCAGGAAUAGUCAGUUGUUAACGUCUAACAAUGAGACGACUAUUGGUGAGAAAAAAAAAUCCGGUUUAGGUGGAUUUCUUCAGCGUUUCUCAAAAUUGAGAUUCAGUGGUCGUUCAAAAGUGCCAAGAUCGGAAGUUAAAAGAAGCGACUCGGAUGGAGUUAUCAAAGGUAAAACACUUCAAGAGAAUGAUGAUACAAUGCAACAGUCAGUUGGUAUAAAACGAAAAAAAGAGCCUGAUUAUAUCAUCAUACCUUUGCAUCCACCGGAAGACGAGAGGAGGAAAAGCCAUGACGAUGAUGAAGACAGUUCACAACGUAAACGAACGGAUCUUGAACGAAGCGCUUCAUGUGUUGGCGGUACCGGGAGGCCGCCAGUGUGCAUUAGUAAACCACCUCUACCCCCAUUGCCACCACCCCAGGGUGUACGCGCUUGUGCAGCAAGUCCAAGGGCGACGUCGGGCGUCGUCAAUACGCGCCGGCGCGCGACAACGGACCUGGGUAGCCCAGCUGCCAUCGAGAUGGCGAAAGCUCGCGCGAUGCAACAGCAACAGCAGCAGCAGCAGCAGCCGCAGCAGCCGCAACACUAUCACAAUCAUCAUCACCAACUUCAUCAGGUGGUGCACGGUCAUCAGGAGGAGCGCCCGGUUGGCCUCCUCGAGACCGACCUCGACGACGAGUCCGUAAAUGUUGACGUUACCAGUAAAACGUUGAACGAUCAAGACGAGGGUGACACAUUAACUGUCGGUGGACGUGGUAGUGCCGCGCCCGGUAAGAAGACCCGCAGUUUACUCAAUUUAAAUCAUACCUAUCGUCAGGGACGUGACAACAUCGCCGAGAAUAUUAACGCCCUGCGGGUACCGGGUGCACAGUCACCGGGUGCUAGUUGUCGAAAUACCAGCGAUCAUCCUGAUCAUUCAUCCGGAACAAUUAAUCAUCGACCCCACAAAUCUAUGGAGUUCCUCCUUGAUAAGGAGAAUCUCCAUUUCAUCAAGCCACCGGAGAAUGAGUUACAAAAAGUGGGAGAACGUGUGCCAAGUGAGCACGAGCUGAGAGUACAAAGAUCACUUCAACGCCUCAACGUUCCAGACUGGUACAAAAAUUCACCAGCGGCUCGUGAUGGUUUCCGGUUAAAGAGACACUCGGAUGCAUCGCAGCACGGUGGUUGGCGUUCACUCGGUUCAAAAACUACAUCACUGUCAUCCCUAUCAUCGUCUUCCAAUCGCCAGCCAACCACCGCUACCACUGGGACACUACUUUUGAGUCCCAGUCCAACACCUCCGGUCUUCUCAAGAUGGAGUACGAGCCUGCUGAACAGUGCUGGCAGUUCACCAGCAAACUCUGCACGCUCGUCUUUCAAUCAUCGUCAGCCUUAUCUCGGUUGGCGUUCGCAAGAACGUCUCGCCAAUCCACGAACACCAGCUGAACGUCUUGCUCAGGGUAUUCUUCCUCAAGUGCAAAAUGCAAAAAAGCAACAGCAACAAACCAAUCAGCAGAUUGAGGUGAGAAAUUCGAUAAAAGAAGUGACAUCGGCAAUCGUACACUAUGUGCAAAGCGGCCAGGAAGUCGUUGCGAGUGGUGUUGGUGAUGGUAGUGGUGGAAGGCUCUCACCUCGGCCUCGACUCGACGAACGAGACGACAGAGGUGGAGCGAGAUCCACAAGUCCCAGAGGGAGCGUAAAACUGUGUUGGAUGGAGAGUUCAUUUGUUGGUUCACGACGAGUUGAUUCCCCGGAAACCCCCAUGAGCUUGGCAACUGACACCGAAUGCUGUACAGGAUGUAAUGCAGUGGGAACCGAAUCGUGCAGCUGCAUGGACUCGGCAACAUCCGGGUUAUAUCUGGACUUGACACCGACUAGAGACGAACCGAGACACCACAAAGGGGAUCACGAUCAGCAAACUAGGAGUACAACUUGUCUGUGUCCAUCUCCAUCACCAUCGACUUGUCAUUAUCACCAACAAAAGCAGCAUCGAUAUACUCAACAACAACGACAUCAUCGUGGAUCGGGACAGAGCGAGGAUGAUGAGGCGAUGGCAGCAGUAGCUCUUCUUCACAAUAAGCCCAGUCCCGGUUCAACGACACUCGAGGAUGUACUUGAUUCAUUGCUCGGACUGCCGCCAGCAUCGCGUACACCAAGCCCGGGUCCUGGGCCAAUAACAACCGGUAGUGGAUCAUCGGCAAUGCGCCAUCACCGUACAGGUGCUAGCAGUAGUCAGUCAAAUACUAAAACAGGAAAAAGCUGCAGUGACCUGCGCCAAGACCUCCAAGAGUGCGUUAAGGGAGCCCCAGAGUCUCCGACCAGUUGUCCAGAUCCCCGAGUUUCAUCCUACAACGUGGGUGGUUUGGUCCAGCGGCGAAAGAGCGAAGGCAGUGACAUUGUCCCACCGCACCGGUUAUCCUGCCGCAGUUCAUCAAAUGUGCGUAAUCGUCGAGUAUCAUUCGACAGCGGUCAGGAAAAUCCUCCCCCAGGGGUGUCUGACAAACCCGUUAAAUGCCGCAACCACAAGUGCAAUAACAGUACAUCACUGGCUGAAGCAAAGCGAAUAUACAAGAGUUGUCACAAUUGCACUUAUCUUUAUUGUUCAAAAGAAUGCAGAAGAGCACACUGGCCACGCCACCGAAGGACUUGCCUUCAUUACCGAGCUGGGACCCUUUGCAGACAAGUUCUCUCAUCAGCCAAAGAGGAUCCAGCUACUAUAAAGCAUAUAUCUGCCCUGGCAAAACGUGGUUAUGCAGCUCACGGUCGAGGUGCUGUCAAAUGUUUCUUCACCAGUCCAGAGACAGCUGAACAAUUUGUCGGCAAUGGCUUUAAAGACCUCGGUGAACCGACUUAUGUGCGUUGCUCUGAUCUACUCACUAGUGAAAUGGGAGCCGAACUCUAUGCCGAAAUAAUGCGUUUAUGUAAGACAUACAAUCCGGAAACAAGACUGGUCUUAUUUGUUGCGGUUUGCGUUGUCAGUGAGGUGCCAUCCAGUGGUGCGGUCAGAUGGGAGCGUCAGCUCGUCUCAAGAUGCGGUAAAAUUCGUCUGGAUCCAUCCCAGAGAACCGUUCCUUCGCUCAUAUCACCAUCACAAAAUAAACACCAGACACAAUCUUCAUCUUCCACAGCUCCCACUGCUCCAACUGCUCCAUUACAAUCUUCUCCAUCCAAUCAUCCUGCAAUAACACGUGAAAUGGACUCGCCGGAGACACUGGUACUUACUUCAUUACCUGAAAAUCAGGGCCAAAAUACAACAAGACGAACACGGGAAAUUGGAUUCACUAACAUUCAGAGGCAACUGAGACAGCGUGGGGUAUCACUAAGACGACACUUUCCUCAGGUUUAUACGAAAUUAUGUUCUUAUGUAGACGGGACUGUUGAUAAAUUUGCACCAGUUACUAUUUAUCCACGUGAUCAGGCGUCUGGUAAAAGUUUUAUGUGUAUUAUUAUGCUCGAUGCCGAGCCAGAGAGACUGCAGUUAUUACCUACUGAUUCAUCGAGAGUCAGGACUGUUGACAUUAGUGUUGAACAGGAGUGAUUAUAAAUCUACGAGACAUUAUUCUAUUUUCCUUUCCUUUCCUUCCUUUUUCACUAUAAUAAUGAUAAUAAUUAUCGCGAGCGUACGUAAGUUCAGAUGAGUUUUCAUUGAGAAAUUCAACGAAUGUUAGCUCAAUCUUCGCAAGUUCAGCCCCUAUUAAAUUGAAUAGUGGUAAAAUUCUAUGAAAAACGUAGUAAUCUCAAUUGUUCCAACGCUGAAAAUCAAAAGAUUGAUUCACUCUCUCUCUCUCUCUCCUCUCUCUUUCCAUCAUACUGUGUGUCAAUUUAUCUCCAUCAGUAUAAUUUGAAAAACUUGUUUCAUUCUUUUGUUGAUUCAAUUCCCUUUUUUCUUUUUCUAUUCAAUAAUUCCAUGUUGGAAGGUGGAAGUAAAGGAUCUCAAUUGAGAGAAAAAUCAAACUGGAAAGUGCUUUUUGAAAAAUACGAAUACGUAUAAUAUAUUUGCAUUGUUGUCGUUGGACCAUGAAGCUUAUACGAAACAUACUAAAAAGUGUGCCAAAAGUGUGGAAAGUGAUGAAUUAAACGUGCAUCUUUUUCUCGUUCACUUGCAACGGCAAAGUAUCAAAAUUCAGCGGAGAAUAAUGAAGAAAAUGAAAGGGGAAAAUCUACGGUAAAUUAUAAAUGAUGCGAUGGCAUUCUCUAUCCUCUUUCUACCUAGAUUUUCUAUUCUUCGAGCGUAUAGAUACUCAAUUCAUUAUUAAAAAAAAAAAAAACUAACAACGGUGCCAACGCAUUGACCGCUAGCAAUGCAUCCACACAAUGCGAUUCUAUUCUUGUAUAUAUAUUAUAUUGCCAAUUAUUAUCGAAAGAGGAGUAAAGAUAAUUAGGAACAGAAAAUUACCCAUCAGUCAUUAAAAAAAAAACCGAAGAAUCUACAGUCGUUCGCCUCUAGUUUAAACAUUACAACAACAAAACAGAUGACGUUAUGCAAAUCGAAUCAUAAUGAAAUUAAUGCGUUUCGUCGAGCAGGGUUCUAAUUUUUGUAAAUAAUUUUAUUAUUUUGCACAUAAGAAGCAAUAGAAAAAUAUUGUUGAAUCAGUUUAUAGUAUAGCUAUUUAAUCUGUCUAUCUCUUUGAAGAAGAAGAAGAAAAAAAAAAUAGAAAUUUAAACGCAAAAUUAUCCCCAAGUCACCAAAACAAUGUGUGAAAAAUAGUUGUUGAGUUGAUUUCAUAGAUGAAACAUCUUUAAAAGAAAUGUAAUCGCAUCAAAAUGCACUCAGCUGGGGAGUAUAUACGAGGAUGAAUGAAAGUUAAUGAUGAUAAUUUCCCGUUUAUUGUUUAACAAACAAAAAUCGGCGUGAUUUUUGAAUCUCAUCUUCCCAUUUAUCAUCUUUGAUCAUUGAUUUUGUUCUUUGUUAUUGAAAAUCUUUUAUUAUUGAUAUUGUAAUAAUGCGGAAAUCGUUAACCCGCAGUUGUUUAUUGAGUAAUAAAAUAUAACGAGCGUUACUAUUUACGAUAAUUCAUUUUCAUUUGAGUGAUAAAUGGACUAAGCGAGUGAAAAGGUGUUGUAAAGGGAAUCGAGAAUAAAUUAUUAUAUAUCAGCGCUAUUUGUCCGCUAAUACUGUUUUUUGGUAUUUGUGUAUGUAUUACUUUACGAAAUAAACUGUUAAUUUUAUUGAACAAGCUCAACAAGUGACGAUUAAUUACUAAUAAACGUAAUUAAAAAAAUUGAUUGAAAGUCAAAGUCUUUUGUUGCCAAAAAAUUUCAUUUUUGGAUAUAGUAACGCAAAUAUACGAUAUUAAAUUUGAA